Messenger RNA from Dentiscutata erythropus, 670 nucleotides. The record is from the annotation of a GenBank genome assembly. Lineage: Eukaryota; Fungi; Glomeromycota; Glomeromycetes; Diversisporales; Gigasporaceae.
CAGUCCGGAUGAACAGUAUUCGUUGGCUCACACCAUUAAACAAUCUCCUUAUUUAGAAUCUGUCCAUGAGAAAACCGUAUCUUUAUCUUCAAAGUCUUAUCAAAUGGUAUCUUCAGUACAAGGAACUUUUUUGAAGUUUCUCGUACAAAUUAGUAAAGCUACAAGAGUGCUGGAGAUUGGAACUUUCACUGGUUAUUCGGCGUUGUGCAUGGCCGAAGGUCUAAAAGAGCGAGGAUUAGAAGCAAAAAUAGUCACGUUGGAAAAGGACAUAGAUCAUUUUAAAGCGGCAAAAGAGAACAUAGAAUCUUCAGGACUUGGACACUUGAUUGAGUUGAAACUUGGCAAUGCAAUUGAUAUACUUUCAAAUUUGGAUAAUUCGGUACAAUACGACCUGAUAUUUAUUGAUGCUGAUAAGGGCAAUUAUAUCAACUAUUAUAAUACUGUUCUUGAACGAAAUCUUCUUUCUGAUGAUGGAAUUAUCGUCGCUGAUAAUGUGUUGUUCAAAGGACAUGUAUCACAAAUGACUAAAACAAAAGACCUCAGUCAAAUUCCUCCCGCAGCUAAACACAUACAUUCAUUUAACGAAUACGUCACUAAUGACCAACGAACUACACAAGUACUUUUACCGUGCUUUGAUGGAAUCACAUUAAUUCGAAAAAAAAAACUUUAA